Marchantia polymorpha subsp. ruderalis is the source of this 1854-nucleotide messenger RNA. The record is from the annotation of a GenBank genome assembly. NCBI's taxonomy places the organism in Eukaryota, Viridiplantae, Streptophyta, Marchantiopsida, Marchantiales, Marchantiaceae.
GGGCUUCAUCUUUUUACUGCUCGUCGUACUGGUUGUCGUCCAUGCCGUCAGUUUUUGUCAUACCCGCCUCUCUUGCGCCUUGUCCUUUAAGGACAUUGACAUCUAUCUGGCUGAGUGAUUGCGAAGUUUGAUUUGAGAUACGAUUUGCGCUUUUGCGCCACAGCCGGUGGGUGGUGAAUUUCUAAUGUGACGCUGUUUUUCGGACGGAUUGAGCCUCAACGCCGAGAAGUAGCUCGUGAAAGGUUAUGCUCGAGGAGUGCCGAGCGUUCAUACGAGCAGGACAUGUGGGACAGAUGAAUUUGCGUUGUAUUUGAGAAGCAACAUUGGGGUGGGAAGACUUAUAAGCAGAACGGACUUGAGUUCGGGAGAUGGAUCUACUUGCCAACUAUGGGUCUGAUGGGGAGGACGAGGAUUCGACCGAAGUUUCCGUUGCCGUGUCUAGUCACUCUGGCAGCAAGAGCUUGUUCUCUCUGCCACCUCCAAAGGCUUCUGCUCAGGCUGUGAAGAGCAAUGGCUCUCAUUUCAGAUCUUCUGUUGCACGCAAAGCUGAACCAACCUCUCUUCCCUCGGACUUUUUUGGGGACUCGUCCACACUUUAUGGAGAAGAGACAUCUUUUGAGGCCAAGGAGAAGCCUUCGUCUUUGUUCACGAAAUUGCCUCCACCUUCUUCAACAAGAUUUUCUCUUGCAAACUUGCCCCCUCCCUCGACAUUAAAGAAGAAGACGGUGGAAUUUAAGCCACCUAUUAAUUUGUCUGCUUUAGAAUCUACAGAUGAAGAUGAUAUAAACCGUAGGACAAAACGGUCCAAAGUAUCUGAAGCUAGCAAAACGGGGCCGGAAGGCAAAGUUGGAGGAUUAGCUGCUUUACUUCCACCCCCAAAGAAUAGCUUAGGAGCAGGGUUAGCGUUUGGAGGUGGCGGUGGAGGUUCAGGAGGACGCCGUACGGCUAUGGAAACCGCUUCUGUCUCAACGCCAACGAAGGAACUAAAUUACACCAGGCCAAAUACAUCACAAGCAGGACCGCAGCUUAUGGGAAGUUCUUCUGAAACUCAAGUGACAGUAAAUCCAAAUACUCAAUACCAUUAUUCUGCUCAGCCAGGUCAAGGUCAUAGCGCUCCAGAAAAUGUCUACUCUCAAACAGAAUUACGGACACCGGAAGGACAUUUUGCCCAAGAGCAGUAUACUGCUGCCGCAGCCUAUUUUACCGGGCCCCAGCAAAGUCAUUCAAGCUGGCAAUAUGCAGAUUCUUCUGGAGUUGUGUCAGAGCCUUCGUCUGUAAAUUCAGUCCCAGAUCCUCUUGCGGAAGUUUUGCAGAGGGAGAGGAGGAAGGGGAAAAACGAGCCACCACCGCAGGUUAUAGAAGUGAAGCAAGCAGAUCUCACUGCGGGAAGACAUCGAGAAGAUCAGCUUCGAACCACGGGCAUUGCUUUUGGGCCUAACUAUCAGCCUGUAUCUUCAGGUAAAGAUAAACCAUCGAAGAUUCAUCGAAGGAAGCAUCAGAUUGGGGCACUUUAUUUUGACAUGAAGUCAAAAGAGAUGGAGAUGCUUGAUCGUCGUUCCAAAGGCAACCUAACCAAAGCUGAAACACAGGCCAAGUAUGGGUGGUAAACCAGGUAUCAGGAAGAGGGUUUUUCUGGUAAGAGGGAUAUUGGUGUACGGUCCUCAUGCACAUUGCAUGGGAUGAUCCGUAUCACUGAUAGUUUAUUGGAAGAUGCGAAAGCUUUUUUAUAGCACAAUCUUUCAGCAGCUAUUUGAAUCCGUUGGUUUAUGGAUCUGUUUCGACAGUGCUAUCUCGAUGUAUCUCGAUCAUUCUCAAAUCCGGUUUGUCGCGCACGACGUUGUGAUUGUUACUCUG